Molecule: messenger RNA, 1397 nt
Organism: Boleophthalmus pectinirostris (great blue-spotted mudskipper)
Lineage: Eukaryota; Metazoa; Chordata; Actinopteri; Gobiiformes; Gobiidae
Gene: nanos3
Product: nanos homolog 3
Exons: 1
Coding region: 195-812 (205 amino acids)
Biological process (GO): oogenesis; negative regulation of translation
Cellular component (GO): perinuclear region of cytoplasm
Molecular function (GO): mRNA binding; zinc ion binding
Source: RefSeq, a predicted model, not a curated record
AACGAGGCCACAACCAUGUGUGCACUGCGUGAUAAGCGGAAAGUGAUUGGGCGAAAAGAAUAUAAAACUGCAACUGCACGGACCUCUGAUUGGCUGUGCGACCAGAAGUGUGCCAUCAAUCAACACUUGUAGGUAAUUAACAAUUAAGUUGUUUCAAACAGAACAGCGCGAGCCUCUGAGGCGCAAGCAGGAGAAUGAAAAUCAUCGCGUGGGAGUUUCUCCAUUACCUGCCGAGCUUCAUGGAGUCGGACAGCAAAAGUUUUCAGCCCUGGAAAGACUACAUGGGACUGUCUGACACAAUUAAAGGGAUUCUGGGCCAGAGCGGCGCCAGCGAGGCGUCUGAUCCCACGCCCCCUGCUCCUGACCUGCAGACCGAUGAACUGUGCCGAGCACUGCUCUCUGUCUGCAUCCGCUCCGCAUCCCCUCCUCGGGUUUACGAUGAGGUCCCGAUGACAUCCCCUCAGUGCACCGAUGGCUUCUAUUACGCAUUACCUUUUUCCGGAGAGGCGGGGAGUUUGAAACCAAGGCAAAAACUUAAUCCCAAAGAGCGAAGGAAGACUCCACGCUUCAAACCCCCGGCAGCCGCGUCGCCUGAGAGAAUGUUCUGCAGUUUCUGCAAGCACAACGGAGAGUCCGAGAUGGUGUACGGGUCACACUGGUUGAAGAACCAGGCCGGGGAGGUGCUUUGCCCCUAUCUGCAACAGUACGUGUGCCCACUGUGUGGAGCCACGGGAACCAAAGCUCACACCAAGCGCUUCUGUCCGAAAGUGGACAGCGCCUAUAGCUCAGUUUACGCAAAGUCAAGACGCUAAACCAGCUGGACCAGGGGAACUCCAGACAACCCGAGUGCGCAGGCAAACCUUUUUUAUAGACUGUUCGAAUUUAUUUAUCAGUGUGUUGUGUUUGAGUGUCUUUAUUUGCAUGCCUUGUAGAGUAGCGGUGCAGCCUUGCGUUGAGCUAAUUGGAGACGUGGUCCAGCUGGGAAAGCAUGGUUGGCUUGUAACGAGUGACUUUUGUCUUUGUAAUCUAUUUAACAACGGUCAAUAUUUUGUUUGUGAACAAAAUAUGAUGUUUGUUUGUUUGUUUGUUUGACAUUUUAAUUGUGGUCAACUGGUAUCCAUAUUCAUUUCUCCUGUCCAUGCAUUGAAGGAUUACUAAUAUUAACACAAAACAGAACCAUCAUGUUUUCAAUAUUUAAGCCUUACAUGACUAUUGACCUUUUUAUAAUACUAGUUCAUGUUCUCAGAUGUAUCUGACGCCUGUUCUAAGGUAUCACAUUUUAGUUAGAAAUGCAUGUUGAUUUUUAAUGUCUUUUGAGAUCUUUAUAAUGAGAAAUACUGUGUAAUCUUAACACAAGUCUUGCAGAAAAACAUUUAUAAAAAUAUCAAUACACAGCA